Molecule: messenger RNA, 16882 nt
Organism: Podarcis lilfordi (Lilford's wall lizard)
Lineage: Eukaryota; Metazoa; Chordata; Lepidosauria; Squamata; Lacertidae
Source: the annotation of a GenBank genome assembly
AAAGAAAUGAGGAAGUGCAAGGAGCACUGAGAGGCUCUGGAGUAGAAAGAGGAUCCCUGGGAAGAAAGACUCGGAGGAAAAGACACGGGCAAGAAAGGGAGAGGCCGAGAGAAUAGGCAGGUAGCCAGGCUGAUAAAGAACUCAGAUCCCAAGGCAGGGCUUGCAUGGCCUCGCUGGGGGCCCGAGAGGAGCGGAAGCCCCUCAUAAGGCAGGAGGAGGCCCCUGACAGGCCUGCCACAUCUCCCUUUGAGGGCAGGAAGACUGCCUGUGCUGCUGUGCUGCUGGUGGAGAUUCUGGAGCGAACCGCUUUUUUUGGCAUUGUCUCCAACCUCGUCCUGUACCUCAACAGCAGCAACUUCAACUGGGGCGGCGCCCAGUCUUCGCGUGCGGCGUUGCUCUUCUUGGGGGCCUCCUACCUGUUUUCGCCCAUUGGGGGCUGGCUUGCGGAUGCUUACCUGGGCCGCUACUGGACCAUUGCAUUCAGCUUCCUGCUCUACUUGCUGUCAGCCUGCCUCCUGCCAGCCGUGGCCUCGCAAGAUAGUCGGAUCUGGCUGUGCGGGGAGAUGCCAACUUACCCAGUACAACCCGCCUGCAAAAAUGGUAGUACGGACUGCAACCAGCAAUUGCCAAGUCAAUAUUGUGCCCCUGUUAUGUACAGUGGUCUACUGCUCCUGGCCCUGAGCAUCAGCUCUGUCAAAGCCAACCUCACACCAUUUGGCGCUGACCAGGUAAGAAGAGAUCUGAGCUCACAUCUAUCCUUCCUAUUUAAACAAGAAGGAUACUGGUGCACUUUGCUCCUUGUUUCAUGGGCUCCUUCUGUCUUCAAUAUACGUUGUUUGAGUAAACACAAUACCUCUGAAAUACAUUCGAAAUGGUUUGGGUUUUUUCCUUUUAAAGAAUUCUGGGCACUUUGAUUUAUUAAAGGUUUCUGGGAAUUGUAAAUCUAUGAGGGGGAAACCAGAGGGCCCAGAAUUCUUUGAGGGAAAUCAUGUAUUUUGGAUGUGCUUUAAAGGCAAAGUAUAUAUGCAGCCUUUGGCUCAUUGUCUCCUGACUUGUUGAAAGCAGAAUGCAUUAUUUGUGUUUGUUUUUGCAUACUACCUUAUAUCCUGAUUUUCAGUACAGAUUUUCAGCAAUAGCAAUAUAAGAAAACACAUCAUAAACCUAAGUGAAUUAAAUAAAAAAUAGAAAAGGCCUCCAGAAAUUUAAAAGUUUUUACCUGCGGCUGAAAAGAUAACACGCUCAGUGUUAAGCGAACCUCUUUGGGGAGGGACUUCUAAAGUAGGGGCCCUGACUAAAGCAUCUUUUUCAGUAUGGAGGCUUUUCUUCUUCUUCAGUAGUUUUUCAAUUAAAUGUAGCUUUUGUCUUCCUAUGUGUUAUUUGCUGAAAAAGACAAUAAAAGAGUUUUCGUUUUUAAAAGUAGAAUUAUUGUUAUCAUCAUCAUCAUCAUCAAUAAUACUAACAACCAUCCACCCUUCACCCUAAGAUCCCAGGGUGGGUUAAAACAAUUAAAACACAAUGUUAAAAACAACUUGAAACAACUUGCAAUCACAGAAAUAAAGCAGGUCUUCAAAAUAAACAUCUAAGCUGUGAAAAGGCAGGGUAAAAAGUCCAUCUUCAGGAUUCAGCAAAAGCUGUGUAAUGAAGAGGCCUCCUCCAUGAUAAGGGAAUUCCUUCUCCCGGGUCUCCAACCCCCUCCCCAAAAAAAACCUCUGAGGUAAAGAGUUCUUUCAGGUAUUUGGGGGCCCAGAUCGUUUAGGGGUUUAGCAUGAGAAGAGUUUCUGAUGUCUGUACCAAUAGGGUCAGUACUUCUGCCAUGCUCAGUUUCCACCCAGAACACCAUUAAAACCAAACAAACAUGUGUAAAAGCAUCUGCAGCCAGGGGUCUUUCAAAUUUGUAGGAGAUUAGGCAACUUCCGACUGAGCUCCUUACAAAGAACGAGGAAGAGCAGUUUCUCCUUCCCCCCGAGAGCAAAUUGAAUUUCCCUUAUCCUGGUCCUAGAAUGGAGCUACUUGUCUGCUUGUGGCAGAACUAGAGCUAAACCGGAUUAUUCUCCCCAAGUUCUCCAUGCUAUUUGUGGGUUGCAACAUUGGGGGAUGGGGGCAAUUUUACCAAAUAUUCUUGGUGGAUUUAUUUAUUUGUUUUAUGACCUGCUUCCCAGCGUUGGAUAUUGGUGGGUGAAGGAAGCAGUGGGCUAAGAGAGGACUGGAAGGAGUAGGGACCAAGCCCAUUGCUUCCUUCAACUAUAUUAAGCAACACUAUUUUAUUGUUUAACAAAAUAGUAGUUCAGUGGCAGAGCAUCUGCUCUGCAUGCAGACGGUUACAAGUUCAAUCCUUGGUAUCUGGUAGGACUGGGAGAGACCUUUAAUGCUAGAGAGGCACUGCCAACUGGUGUAGAGACAAUACUGAGCUAGAUGGACAAGUGGCCUGACUUGGUAUCGGCCAGCUUGCUGUGUUCUUAUUAAAGCUAGCUCCACAGUUGUGCCAACAUUUAAUGGAUAACAAAAUUCAGGAGGCCAUUUUGGUAAAUAUCCUCCAGAAUGCAGCUAAAAUCCCCCAACAGAACACAAAAAGAGCUUGCUGGAUCAGGCCACUGACCCAUUUUAGUCCAGCAUCCUGUUCUCACAGUAGCCAACCAACAAGCAAGACUGGAACACAACAGCACUUUCCCGUCCUGCGGUUUCCAGCAAUUGUAUUCAAAAACAUGACUGCCUUGAACUGUGGAGGCAGAGCAACGCCAUCACAAACCCUCCAAGUGCCUCUGUUUUCCAGGGACGCCCCUGAUUUAGAGAAGCUGUCCUUGAUUCUGAUUUGAUCCCAGAUUGUCCCACUUUUCCUUAGGAUAUGCCUAUUUUCAUUGGAGAAAUAUUGGCGGGUAUGGAGUUAUCUGACCUCUGAGCCGUCUGAAGGCAAUCCUGUAUAGGGAAGGUUUCUUUUAAUGUUGGCAUUUUAUUAUGUUUUUAUAUGUGUUGGGAGCUGCCCAGAGCGGCUGGGGCAACCCGGUAAGAUGUGUGUGGGGUAUAAAUAAUAAAAUUAUCAUGGAAUGGGACAUCCCUAUUUUCAUCGGAGAAAUGUUGGAGCGUUUGGCAUCAUGGCUGGUAGCCUUUGAUAGCUCUUUCCUCCAUGAAAACAAAAGGGCCAAGCUUCAAAAGGAGUUUGAAAAAUAGAAACCAUGUAAGAAAUUUAUUUUCUGAAUAAAUCUGGCUUGGUAGACGGACCAGUAGAAUGGCUUUGGUGUCCCCCACCCCCCGCAAAAAAAUCUAGGAGACGUUCAGUGUAGCUCCUGCAGUACUGAUUGCCCCACCUUGUCCAGAACAUUCCAGAUUAACCUUUCAUCACCUCUCCUUUUUAGAUUGCGUCUUCACAGUUACUUGGUAGCUCCAAAGCCAGCGCCCUCAAAAUGCUUAAACUCCCACCCACCAUCCAGUUUUUGUGCAUCUUCAUUAAAGCUGUCUUACCCACCCACUUCCCCAUAAUUGUUCACAAGCCAAGAAGAAGCCAUUGCCUCCCUUGCAGUGGAUAAGUCUUCUCCUCACCAGGGUUUGGUGUGUCAGGAUACAGUUGCCUCUGUCAAACUCGACCUCAGGGCCCCCUUGGUUUGCACCUCAUUCAAAUAUCUUUUGUGGUAUCCCACAAAAGAGUUUUCCAUGUGUGCACAUCAGCCUUGCAAAUAAGACCACAACAGUUAUCAACCCCUAUAAAUGUUUACUAGUGCUAGUCCACUUAUACUUGGACGGAAAGGACCCAUUGUCUUUCAGGUUUUAAAUAUAUCCCUUGUCGGUCACAUGGAGACAAUUCUUACAGGGAUAAGUCACACACAAGCAACUUGUCUAGCAGAACAUGGUCUCACUCCCCUGUACUUUAAAAAAUUUGAAGGUGACGGACCGUGGCCGGGAUGCUACCCGACGUUUCUUCAACUGGUUCUACUGGAGCAUUAAUAUUGGGGCUGUGAUCUCUCUGCUGGUGAUUGCCUUCAUCCAGCAGAAUGUGGACUUCCUUAUUGGCUACGCCAUCCCUGCUGGCUGCCUGGCCCUGGCCAUCAUCAUCUUCCUCCUGGCUGCCCCCACCUUUGUCACAAAGCCUGCGGCUGGCAGUCAAGUCUACCCCAUGUUCCAGUUGGCCUUCCAGAAAAGCUGCUGUGGCCAAGCAAUCCAGAAGAUGACCACCAAAACCAGGUAAAGCAGAAAAUAUCUCUUUCGGCUGGCCAAGGCCAUUUACCGUAUGGGACUUUCCUCUGAACAGUGCUGGAUAUGCGCUUUGGGCUGGCAUGAGCACCACUCAAAAAGCAUGUGUGUAGCAGUUGGUUUAAAAAACAAAACAAAACUUCUUUAGAUCAGUCAGAAAGGGUUAAGCAUUACCUUCUGGCAAGGAGUUACCCUUUACUUAGACGGCAUUAACACAGUGCAGGUGUACAGAUGCAGCAAAUGAGAUGGCAGAAUCUUGAGGGAAUUAUGGACUUUACCACUUUAGGAUGCAAGUAGGGGGUGGUAUUAAAAAAAACAGGGUCCACCAGAUAAAAUGGUUCUUGUUUGGUCUGUUCUCUCUGAUGUUAGCUUUCUACUUUCAGAGAGUUUCUUAAACACACACACACACAAUAAUUUUUUUAAAAUGGCAUCCCCUGCUACAGUCUGAAGUAAUACAGCCUAUUUGACCUCUUCAUUCUGCUGCAUUUUCAGACAAGGCCACAUAAACUUAUCCAAAGGGAAUAGCUUCUUAAUUAAUUUAAUAUUCUAUUUUUUCUAUAAUCUAGUGGAAAAAGGCACAGUGAAAAUGUGACUAGCGAAGUUGAGCCCUGGAAUCAUUGGGAGCUCUCAUAUUAUUUGGUUGGCCCACUUGUGUUGUGUGGAAAGGGACCGUAUAAAAAGACCCCUCAAGAAGGGCGGAAAGUAUCUCCCAGUUACAGUAGGUGAAGCAAUGCAUGCUUCUCACUCACCAAGUGCACUGGAAUCUGCCAGAUAAGAUACUGAGUCAGACCAUUAGUCCUUUGAGAGCAAGGGUGGGGCAUCUUUGGUUCUCCAGAUGGUGUUGGAGUUCCCAUUAUUCCUUACUACAGACCGUUUCUGAAGGGUCUGAUGGGAGCUGUGGUCCAACAACACCUGGAGGGCCACAGGGUUCCCCAUUCAUGGACUAGCGCAAUAUUGUUUGCAUUGACUGGCAGCAGGUUUGCCAAGGUUUUGGAUGGGUUUUUCUUUGCCCUGCCUAAAAAUGUCAGGAAUUGAACCUGGAACCUUCUUCAUCCAAAGCAUAUGGUUCACCACCCACAGAACUCUCCUUACAGCAAAGAUGGAAAACCUGUGGUCCUCCAGAUGUUGUUGAACUACAGUCCUUGACCAUAGGCCGUGCUGGCUGUGGCUGAUGGGAGUUGUGGCUCUCUAUGUUAUCUGAUGCCACGUUUCCUAUCCCUUACAGCAGGGCAGGAGAAGAAACAAUUCUCACUCUACUUCCAACCCAUAGGAAUGCACUCUCAGGGCCAAGGCUCAAAGGGGCUGUGGUCUUUGUGGGAAAUAGAUGGGUACUUUGUCCACCUUUGAACAGGUUGUUGAGUUCCGGGGAAUGUCACUUCAGGCUCUGUAAUAACAGUCUUGAUUCCUAUAAAUGAAGUGAAACUGCUAUUUGGGGAUAAGAAGCCCACAUGAACUCAUCUGAAGCCUGGAGUGUGACCCUGGUCAUGUUAUAAAAGCCCUGAUACACUUUUGCUGUUCCUUUUAUCUACAGAACACAUAGUAACCAGUCAGAAGCCGAGGCUAAUGGCUCACUUUCAGGUCCAAGAACCCAGCCUGUGGGGAUGUCACAUGAGCAUAUUGCCAACUUCCAAGUGAUCAUGAAGAUCCUACCUGUGUUGCUCACUCUCAUCCCGUACUGGAUGGUCUAUUUCCAGGUAGGGCAUGGCACCAUUUCCCAAUUCUGGUCUGAAGCCCUGAUCCGUUUAGUGCUGUGGCCCUCUGGAUGUUGCUGAACUGCAUCUCGCAGCAUCCCUGACCUGGGCUGAUGGGAGUUGGAGUCCCAAAACAUUUGGAGGGUUACAGCUUCCCCAUACAGCGGCUGAAGUUAGAAGGAGCGGAGGGUUAAAGGAUGUCCUUUCAUUGCCAAAAUGUUCUUAAACCAUGUGUGACUUCAUACUUUCAUAAUAAUAGCACAUAAUAGUAAUAGUGUGGUACAGGGACUCUCUCCAUUUAGUCACUCUGCACUAAGCAUGAAGCUUGGUCUUUGGCCUACAUAAGCUCUGCCCCAUCCUUAGCAGGGAAGCAAAUUCAACUAGGAUUGCAACCUGCUAUGCAUUCAUGUGGGCCCAAGCCCAAACUUAGUUCCAAGCAAACUUGCAUAGGGUGAUCAGACUGCAAGGUUCCUAGCAGGGCUAGAUUUGGACCUUUAGAGGCCCUAAGCACUUAAAGGAUUUUGGUUCCGCCUUCUAUAUCUAAUUCAAAAUAUAAACAAUAAAAAACCAUAAAAUAAAAUUUAUUUUUUGAAAUGAAAUGAAAGAUGGGAAAUAACGUUUAGUUUUAUAUAUUUGUAUAAAUAAUGUUUGUGUUUGUUCAGCUGUACCAUAUGGUCCAUGGUAAAUCUGGCAAUGGGAAAUUUCUGUGGUGCCCCCCCCCCCCGGUGUCCUAAGGAGGGGCUAUAGAAAAAACAGGGUGCCUGCCCGUUUCAUUUCCCCCUUGGUUCCUGUUGGCUUUUACAGCACAGCUGUAAUGUUGACAAGCAGUUACUAUAAAGUGAAAUGAAAUGCACAUUAAAAGCAAAGCUAUGGAAGCAGAGGUGUUUCUAUUCCCGUACAUUUUUUCCAACAAGGUCAUAAAUCCUUGUUUGUAGGUGAGUGGGUUGCCAGGGAAAUGUGAAACCAUUUAUCCCAAAGAGAUAUUUGUGAGGGGAAAGGAGCAAGCGUGGCGGCAACAAUAAAACAGAUUAUUCUAAAUGUUAAAAAUUGCUUAGGAGGCUGUCUGUUUUGAUACAAGCUCAUGGUGUUUCCAUACAACAUGGUUUCGCUUAUCCACUCUGAGGUACUAUGGCACUAAGUCAACUGUUGAGAGAGGUAUUCCUUCUCCAAGGCACCAGGCAUCUCAGCAGGGAUAGGAAACUUCCAGCUGUUGCUGGACUCCAUUUGCUAUCACCCCUGACUGUUGGCUAUGCUGGGUGGGUUUAAUGGGAGUUGGAAUCCAACAACAGAGGGCUACAGGUUACCUCCCCCUAGCAUUCUUUUUAAUGAAUCCAUUUAAUAAUAUGCCUUUUAACUGAUUAACCAAUUCAUGAUUAAAAUCAGAGUUGUGCCAAAAUGGGACGAGGAUACACAUUGCACAGAAUACACAGCCUCUUAUGUAAUCAAACACACCCAGACACACUUUCACUGAUCGCUGGGGAUAGGUCUGCAAAACAGUGGGGAAAUGGUACCGGUACCUCAUUCUGAGUAAAAGUAGGUGCCCUUGCUGUGGUUGGCUUUGUGAUGUCAUCAUGUAGCUAAAUCUGAUUGGCCAACUACAAGGCAACCCAUCCCUGAGGUGCUCAGAUAAUGAAUGUCACUGUUCUUGCAGCAUCUGCCCUGCAGAUGGCUGGGAAACCAAUGUGUAUUGAAGACCCAUGGAUGGGUAUGGGCACAUCAAAGCCCUGUGCAUCUGCUUAUUUAUAAGGACUUUCAAAGUUUGUUGGUUUGUGUAGGCAUGUGCUACAUUUACAUCCCUGACUUUGCUCUAUGACGGAACUCACGGUGGCAUACAAGCCUUCUCCCCAGAUGUUCUUCCCAUCCAAGCACUGACCAGACCCAGGCCUGUAACAUGGUGCCUGGAGGAGUUUCUCUGGGUGACUCCUGGGGGCCAGGGCAUUUUGGGGCUCCCCAGUGGUUUUUUUGAGGGGGGUGGGACCCUCAAUUCUCAGAGGGCCAUGCACAUGACAUCAGGACAUCGCCUUGGGCCCCCUCAAAUAUCUGGAGAAGCUGGCUCCUCUGCCUGCAAAGCUUCAACUAAGUGGUUGCAUAAUGGGACUCAGACCAGAACUUGGGCCCUACGUUCCUGUUUUCCAUUCUUUAUUAGUGUUUCAGGGCUGCAACAUAUCCUUUGCUUGCAAUGGAUGAAUAAGAGUUUAUUGCAGAUUCAACUAAGUUGUUUGGGGGUUGGUUUGUUUUUUGCAAUUGUGACUCCAUAUAUUACACAGGCUGACCCCACUCCUGUGUUUUUGUUUCCCUUACUGAAACCCUCUUCUGGUCUCAAGAGACAUUUCUUCAUGAUUCUGGCUGCUUUAUAGGACAGAAGUUAGGGGGUUUUGUACCAUGCACAGGAUUUGGGUGAUAAUUUCUACUUUUGUAGCAGAGGCAGCUGAAUAUGCAAAUGCAGUCAGAUCUGCAUAUCUAGCCACCAGGGAGAGAACACAUUAAAUGUUUCUUAUUGGCAUUUAAUAUGAUCAGGGAUUUAAACAGCUCUGGCUGGCUUUAUUAGAUGCAUUAUUUGUGAGUUUCAGGGAGACUUGUUAUCACUGACAAUGAUUUAUGAGUUCCUGAAUUUUACAACAGAUUCACCUGUUUGUAAAGUUGGUGCAAAAUUGUUUCCUUAUUUCUUCACAUCAAGGAAUAACACAAGAAUAGUUGUCUGUAUGUGGUGGGCAUUGCCAAUGACGUCCAGACAUUUGAUCACCACAGAGCUUAUACCAGUGGUUCCCAAACUUUUUUGGUUCUAUAAACUCAUUCCCAGUGCUGCUUACUUUACCUUAGGAGAAGUUUUAUUAGUACUUUGCAUGCCCCACUAAGGUAGAUAAUAACACAAUAAAAUUCAAAGCAGUAACAAUUAUUUGCACAUUUAUUAAAAAUCCAGUUGAAACUAUUUAGUUUAGUUAAUUCAAUGAAAUUGAUUGGCUUGAUCCAGAUAUACCAGCUGCUCAAAAUCUGAUUGUCAUUUACACUUCCAGUGCUUCCCUGCUGCUCCCUUGCCUCUUAACACCCCCCAAGUAAUUCCCCCCUUUGGGAACCACUGGCUUAGACCUUGACAGUCAGCUGGGUUGGGGUCAAUCAAAGACUCGUGAUCUUUCUAGCUGAGCAUAUAUAUCUUUAAUGGCAUUCCUCUUGUCUCGCGUUUUAGAUGCAGUCAACCUACUACCUGCAGGGUCUGCACCUCUACAUCCCCAACAUCUUUCAGAAGAGUCAGCAGAACAACAGUGCUUUCUCAGUGGCUGCAGAUGGUCACUACACGGUAGGCCAUGAGAAACAUUGCUGUGUGGUUUCGUUAGACCUUGAGAAGAUGGUGUAAGACUGUCCAGCCCAGACGACAGAGCUUGUGCCAAGCUCUGUGCUAUAUGAAGGGGAUGAGCUGUGGUGACUUGGAUCACAUUGUGACAAAUGUGGCACCCAUCACAACAAAUGUCUCUUUUAAGUGGAGGAGAUAUGGGUGCUCAACAGCUCCAAUAAAGAGGCUUAGCCUGUGGUGAAUGUGUUAAGGAACAACAGGGCUUCUUCAGGGAAGGGACAUAAAGCAACAGCCUGGUUCUGCCCAGAGCAACAUUCCUCCUCCUCUGCAACAGUCCAGGCACAACCCCUGUUUUUAUAGGCAGAAUAGCUGCUGACAAGCUGCAUGUGACUCUAGCAAUGAUAACAAGCCUCAGACACCACAAACAGAAGAGAAAUUGUUCCACUUCCCCUCAGGCCCCAAACUGUGUUGUGCUAAGCUAAGGGGAGAGUUGAGAUGGGAGUAAGGAUGGGAUGUAUAUGCAGGAGAGAAUGAGGGAUUUUGGGAAAAGAACUCAGGCAUUCAUGUUGGCUUUGGACUUCUUUCUUAAGGGAAUGCCCUUCUAUUUCAUGAAUAGGAAGCAGUCUCUUUUAUUUGAAGGACUUAAACGGCAUUGAUUCCCCCCCCCCCAUCCUUUCUGAUAUUGCUUGCCCAUCUCCUCAGCUUGGUAGCUGUGGUGCUUUUAUUACUGUUUCUCAACUUCAUUCUGGGGAAAACAUCCUCAGAAUAUGCAGCCAUGAUCCAUAUAGUGGUCUCUGGAAAUUGCUGUUGAAAAAAUGUAUGUGUGGGUUCAUUUCCUUCUUGCAGGGAGCCAACCAUAUGCAGAGAUUGCCACGAACAGGACUGUGCUUUUUGCACACUCUGUAAAACACUCUAUUCUGGGGAAUAUGAUAAAAGCACGAUCAUGUAAUUGGAUUGCUUGUAUACAACCAACCCAUGAUAAUCAGGGGUGAGAAAGUACACUGUGAUAUUGGGCAGCCACUACAUGUUUAAAAGGGACGCGGGUGGUGCUGUGCUCUAAACCACAGAGCCUAGAGCUUGCCGAUCAGAAGGUCGGCGGUUUGAAUCCCUGCUAUCCUGCUAUGGGGUGAGUUCCCGUUGCUUGGUCCCAGCUCCUGCCCACCUAGCAGUUCAAAAGCAUGUCAAAUUGCAAGUAGAUAAAUAGGUACCGCUCCAGCAGGAAGGUAAAUGGCGUUUCCGUGCGCUGCUCUGGUUUGCCAGAAGUGGCUUAGUCAUGCUGGCCACAUGACCCGGAAGCUGUCUGCAGACAAACGCCUGCUCCCUUGGCCUAUAGAGCAAGAUGAGCACCGCAACCCCAGAGUCGUCCGUGACUGGACCCUAAUGGUCAGGGGUACCUUUACCUUUACCUUACAUGUUUUGAAGGUUGUACCAAUUGGCCACAGCAGUUGGGGACAGUUGACACAACCAGACUAGUGCAUUCAAAAAUGUUAGUUGAGCAGAAGCAGUCCUGUGGUUCCUUCAUCAGUUUGCAACUCAACCCACUUACCACAGCAGGGCAGCCAUUCCUGGCACAGUAAAUAAGGGUGGUAUUGUGAGGGGUGAGCAUUUGGGAGAAGCAAUAACACCAGGUGUUGAAAGUGGUUGCUGAACUCUGCAUGGACCCACUAACUGUGACAGUAUGGUGGUGUGUAUUGUCCCUUUGCAGCUCCAUAGAAUCCAAGCCUAUUGCAGGACAUCCCAUCAAACAGGUGUUCCCACAUCCACUAGCUCCAUAGAAGUGUCAAUGGUAUCUGUAAGCAGAGCUUUAUUUCAGCUGGAACUCACUGGCACUUAGUUCCAGCACCUCUCAAGUGGACACCAUAGCCAUUAUAAGAGAAUAAGAGAGGCAUUCAUGGUGAGUUCCUGCACCUCCUCUUCUAGAAAAAACAACACUGUCUGUAAAUAUAUCUGAAGUGUGGUCUCUCUCUCUCUCUCUCUCUCCAGUUCCCAGAUGCCUGGCUCCUUCUAGCUAAUGUGGUGGUUCUGCUGGUCUUGGUCCCACUAAAGGACCGGGUCAUAGACCCAUUCCUGGCAAAGAGGAAGCUAUUGCCUUCAGCACUGAAGAGGAUGGCUCUUGGCAUGUUCUUUGGGCUUGCCUCAGUUGUUGUUGCAGGUGAGUCAUUCAUUCAUCUGUAUCAAUCCCAACUGCUUCCAGACAGGCAGGGCCGUAGCUAAGGGGUGGUGAGGAAGGCCCCUGUCAGGAGCGCAGGCAAGGGGGCGCGCACACAAAAUUGGCUAAAAAUAUGUCCAUAAAUAUGUCUAUAAAUUUAAAACAUUGAUUAUUGCCUCAUAAGAAAAGAUUUUAAAUAAAGGGUCUUUAUAUGAUAUGUGGGGCCCUGUUUUCCCCUAUUUUUUUCUGUCCCACAUUCAUUUUUCUUUAAAUUUCUGUGGCUAGGGGGCGCAAUCUGGACAGUUCUGCCAGGGGCACAAGAUCACCUAGCUAUGGCUCUGCAGGCAGGUAGCUCCAGGGGUGGAGGAAGGAGGGUGCUGUAGUGGCGGACCGCCCCAGGUAUCACCACUGAGGGGGGUGACAAAAUGCCAGGUGCCACUCACCGCGAGGCCUGCAGCACGCCCAAGCCACGCAUCUCUCCUGGGAGAGACGCAGUGGCUUGGGUGUGCUCAGGCUCCCACACUGCCCAAACGGUUUGCCCGCCGCCUCCCCCUCAGCUGUGGGACGGCUGAGUGGGAGGAGGCAGACAGACUCCUCGGAGGCCCCACAGAGUGUCCUGCCCCGGCUGGCCCCGCCCCAUGGGCUGCUGGCCCCUCCCCUGGGUGCAGGGAAUGCGCACCGCCCCAGGCGCCCGAUUGGCUUGCUCCGCCGCUGGGUAGCUCCAAGUGCCACCCAAUCAUUGCUCUUCCAUUGUAUCUACCACUGCAAUUGCAAUGGACUUUAUGUAUCUCACUGUGUUCUGUCCUCAUCAGUGGGCAUGAGUUUUGUGAAUGGAACCACUUGAAACUCAGAACACAUUCACUAUAACCCUUGUGGAUGCCGUUAUAACCCCAUGUUACUUUAUAAAUUGAUAUUUUAAUUAUAUCACUAAAACACCUAUCCAAGUUUUAUUAAGAACAUUGAAAGAGAUAACAGGGGUAAUGCACCAUACUGCUGUAAUACUUCAGUAAUGUUCUGACCCUACAUUAUAGUGUUAUAAUGCAAGAUCUUUCUUUCCUGGUUUGUUUUUUUUAAUGUUAUCCCUGGAAACACAUUUUAGUGUUAGUAUGUUACUGCCCCACAUCAAACCCCCCCUCUUUAAGAAAGAUGGAAGAGCAGCACUAAACGCAUCUGCACAUGUAGAGAUUGUGCUGCUUUCCCAUUCUUCGGGGGGGGGGGGGAGCUGGGCAUUCUGUGUUCUGAGGGAAGAUGGAAGAAUAACAGGAAAAAUAGAGGAAGACAAUAACGGGAUGGCGAUGCUUCCUGCAGAAAGUGAUUGACUAAUGCACAGCAAUUCUAAAGUAAAUGCCUCAUAAGGGAAGCACUCCCCAGUUCCUAUUCUUAGAGUAAAACCAGUUGAGCCCAAAGCAUAAAAGAUAAUAGGUUUAUCAGCCACCUUGCUCCAAUAGAAUCAGAAACAAGGCUUCAGGAAUAAGGAAUGCUAUUUUAUCAGUUCCAGGAAUCAAUUUGUAUUUCAUGAAAUAGCAUGCAUUACAGUUGUCCUGUGAUUAUACUACUUCACAAUGCAGAUAGGGGAUUGUAGGUUUCUGAAUUCCUCUACCAUGUAAACAACAACAACAACAACAAACAAUAAAAACUCAGUUACCAGUACUUAAAAAAUAGCACCCUGGGGAGAAAGCUAGGCUGUAACCCUGCAUUGUGACAUGUUAUCCUUCCUUGGGAAGGGAACCUUUGUUACAAAGCGCAUUCAGUCAUGCCUUACACACACAAAUACAUACUACUCACUUACUACUAGAAGGACUACACAAUCUGAUUUUUUCUGAAGACCUGCCCUGAGCGUUGCAGUCCAGAUGUCCAGGUUGCAAUGCAAAUGUCAGGAUGCUUUAGCCAGUGCUGAUUGCCCACUAGGCCUGGCAAUCAUCAGCACAGGCUGCUUAGUCCAUAUAGCUGCUUCCCUACAGUGUGCGCAGGGGUGCCCCAGGUCAAAGACGCCAAUGUUUCCCUAGCACAUUUUCUGCCUAAUGAGCAUUACUGUGGCCAGUUGGCAUCAUCAGGGCAUGCUCACAAUAUAUAGAUAUAGAUUCAUUCCAAACCCUGGCAAGGCUUUGUAGAGCAGUAGGUCCAUCUUCCAUGGCUGGAAGAUGGAGAAGGGCAGGACAAUUGCUGCAUCAGCCCAGCACAAGAGGAGGGGAAAUUAAAUUGCUCUCCCCCUUGUUAGAAAGGCCCGACCCGGAGGCCAGUUGGAAAUUCCUGCAGAAGCAUCUAAUGACCCAGUUCUGGACAUUUGCAGCAUCUGGGAAACUCCUCCAGAACUUCACGCUGUUGCUGACAUUUAAUGUCUUGACUGGGAGCGAGACUGUACUGUUUCCCUGGUUGUCUUAUGUAAACCCAGUUUAGUCAUGAGAUGCCUGGCAUGGUCUGAGGAGUCAGGAGCCAGGUUUGCCCUCACAAUGAAAGGUCAAUUAGGAACGCCUCCGUAUAACUGAAACACCAUGUAUGUUCCAUUCUUCCCUCAUGUUAACGAGUUUGUGAGUGCCCGGCACCUAUAAUCCCUGGAUCCAGGGUUCAGGAAACUUGAUUAAAAUAUAAGCCAGGCUAGCUUCUUCAUGAGGUAAUCACCAUCAAGAGAGAACAAAGGAAAGGCGAUGAGCCAUUAAGAAAGCAGUGGAGAGGGGGCUCUGUGCCAGAUUGCAAAUGGGUGGGGCUCUUAGAUAGUGAGAAGGACAAAGCCUGUUUCUUAGAGAGCAGAGCUUUUUGUGGAGUGACCUAGAAUAGGGAAAAGUUGCAGGCUGCAAAAGCAGAGAGAGAGAGAGUCAUGGCUGAUUUCUGCUUGAAUCCAAGGCUGUGGCUAUGGGAGAAACAAGACCCUUUUGAGGUGUUAAUGUUGUGAAUCUCUCCAUCGUAGGCUCAGGUUGCAUAUAUGUGUAAAUAACCAUAUUUCAUAAAGACACCACAGUCUCAGCUGUGCCUCAUUUACAAAAGGAAACAGAGGCACCAGGUAAGCAUCUGGAACCCCUGGAAUUUCACACUGCUCGGAGAUUAGGGUGGCAUGCAAUUUUAUGUUCCAUUCUUUCCUGAUCCCCUUUUGUGCUACACUACCUGUCUCUCAGUCAUUAUGACCAUUAAAGAACCAUUUACACCUCUUGCAAUUGUGGCAUGAUAAGGACUCAUUGAAACAGCAAUCUGAGGGGGAGGGAGAUUCAUUUGAAGCAUUAAUUGGCAAAUGGGAAAGUGCACAGAAGUGUACCACAUGGCUCUCUUUUAAGCUGUUAGCUGGUGGAAUACUCUCAUUAAAGGAACAGCGAAUGGUCCUGUACACCCACCCACACCCACCCACACAGAGGCAUGGCCUAUGAUUAAAUAUAUCCUAUCUGUGAAAUGCAUCAUUCCUAUGGGUCUAAAGGCUGCUUCUGCUCAAUAGGUGUUCUGGAGUCUGAGCGUCUGAAAUACGUGAACAACAAUGGGACCAUCUCACAGAGAAUUGGGAAGGAUGUUUACAAUGCAGCCCCGCUCUACAUCUGGUGGCAAAUCCCUCAAUACCUGCUCAUUGGAAUCAGCGAAAUCUUUGCCAGCAUUCCUGGUAAGCAGCACAGAAGAGUUUUCUAUGGCACUAGCAAGCAAAUGCCUGGAACUGCACACAAGGGAGAAAGCUGCUGGGAGGGGGUCAAUGGAAGCCUUAAAUACAGCUAUGGUUUAUGGAGCCUUGAAUAAUGGUUUAAAAAUAGCUGGUACCUUGCUCUUCUGGUUAACCAACACUCCUUUCUCCCAGGGCUGGAGUUUGCCUACUCAGAAGCUCCCAAAUCCAUGCAAGGAGCUAUCAUGGGUCUCUUCUUCUUCAUUUCCGGCGUGGGAUCACUUUUAGGAUCUGGCCUCCUGACAUUGCUCUCUCUGCCAGCCGAUGGCUGGAUGCACUGCCCAGAGGAUUUCGGUAAGUGAUACAACGUCUGCUGCCCUUUAGCUACAAGUAGCGGGUAAAAUCAGACUGUAGGGCCUCUUGACAUGCCCCUCCUAGGGUCUGGGCUUUGGCCUAUGUCCGAGUUAUAACGGCAGGGCAGUGUAGGCAAGAAAGGAACCUGGUGUGUCUGAGAGGUUGCAAAGAAGGUAUGUUGUCAGGAGGCUGCUGUAGACAGAGAAUACGAGGAAAGAAUUGCCUGGAGUGGUGAAUGCUGCAGUCCGUGGCAAUGGGACUCCCUGCUGCUGGCCUGCUUUGUGUACACUAAUGGCUCUCCCUUUUUCUCCCCUAGGGAACAUUAACAAAUGUCGGAUGGAUUAUUAUUUCUUCCUGCUGGCCGGGAUUCAGACAGUAACCUGUGUCCUCUUUAUCUGGAUCUCCAUCCGCUAUGAGCGCCUCCGCUCUGCUGGCCGCGAGGGCAACUAACAUCCUCUGCCUUCUUCCACCGGGACUGCAAAGAGGCGCCAGAGUCCCCUGGAUCUCAGCUUGCUGCAGAAUCCCCACCACUGUAGCCUAUAUGGUUAACUGCUGGGAUGUUGCGGAGGCCAAUGGUAUAUAAAAGGAUUAGAGAAAUUAAUUGGGGAUAGAGCCGUCAGUGGCAGCCAGCCAAAGACGACAACCGCACGUUCAAAGUGUCAUUAACGUCUUAGUUCUUGAAGCUGAGCCCGGGGAGCCCAAAUUAAUUAUCCCGGGAUAUAAGCCACUGUGACUAAGUCACACGGACCCGUUCUCUGACCUGGCAAAGCUGCUCUCGCUUCUGUGAGUACUUAACAUUCCUUUUGCAGCUCAGCUGUCCUUUUUGGUGGCGGGAUUAAACUCAAAAAUAAGAGAAGAGUUCUCUCUGUAUCUCUCCUCCCUCUACCCCCUCUCCCCCCCAUGUCCAAGUCAAUGACAAGACCAUUCUAUCUUUAAGCCACUGUGCAGCCUUCUUGAAAGUCACCUCCUCAGGGAAAUUAUUCUCUCUGGCCAAGGGUGAGUGUAGCAAAUGGAGAUGUGGCUGGUGAUGGGUUAAGACAUCAGAUAUAUACAGCAAAGCUUUUCACGCAACAAGAUCUGGUGUGGAGGGAUCCACAGUCCUCUUCUGAGAAUGGACAUGGCCUUUAAGGUGUGCACCAUCAGUUACUGAGAGCCAGUUUUGUCACAGAGAAAACGACAUCUGUUGCCCUGCUUCUGGCUUCUGUUGCAUGAAAAAAAGAAAGUGGCAGGCCUGGGAUUUGAAGAGCACAACAGUGUUCAUGGGUUGGGCCCAGAGAAGAUGGAAAGGAAUGGCACUUGUGGAAUGGGGACUUCCUGACUGCUCCCUCCCACCUCACGGCAGCCCUUAGACACAAACAUCCAGCAAUGGCGGGAGGUGGGGUAUGGCAGGGACUGCAAUGGGACAGCGGAAUCUGACAGGGGUGUCUUGGGGAAGCUUUAAGUACUUUAAGACCUCUGUGGAUCCAAGCACUUGUAUUUUGAACUUACGCAAUGUGAACCUAUGUCACUUCAUUUUACAUGUGGGGAAUACAGGAAUAGAUUUUUAUUGUGGAAUGGAAACAUCGGUCACUUUCAAUUAAAAAAACAAUCACCCAAUGUGUUUCUGAUCCUCUGACUGAACAAACUUCACUUGCAAAUGUGAG